GACCCGCCGCGCCCGACUCCAGCACCUGCCCGCGGCCGCGGCCACUGGACGCUGGGGCCUGAUUUCCAGGUAACUUCAAGGAACGUUAAUGUGGUGGAAUUUCAGUGACUCAAACAUGGAGGACAGAAGAGCUUGUCCGGAUGUCAGGCCCAGGAAUCCCCAUACCAACUACAGAGGACCUAUUGAUGGUGAUUUACCACCAAGAGCUAGAAAUCUGGCCAAUAACCCACCAGCCCAUGCUUUCAGAGGAGGAGCCAACCAGCUGGGAAGGCAUCCUAGAACCAACAACCAUCCUGUUCCUCACUGGCAAAGAGAAGAGAUGUUUGCGGCCACGGGAAGGAACCCACACCCGAAAAGGAGAAACCAUGGGGGACACGCGAAUGAUGAACCUAGAGGCCCAAGACAUGGUCAGGAGAAUGACACCAGGCAGAGAAAUGGCAAUCAGGAGGGGAGGAACCGCAGACCACCAUGGGCUGAUGAAAACUUCCAACAGCGGCGGACCCCCCAACAGAAGUCUGCAGAACAGCCACAGCAGGUGAAGAAACUGGGCUAUAAGUUUCUAGAAAGUCUUCUGCAUAAAGACCCCUCUGAGGUGGUCAUCACACUUGCCACAAGUUUAGGACUGAAGGAGCUUCUCUCGCAUUCUUAUAUGAAACCCAACUUCCUUGAGCUCAUUUGCCAGGUUCUUCGAAAGGCUUGCAGUUCCAGAAUGGAUCGCCAGAGUGUUCUCCAUGUCCUUGGCAUAUUGAAGAACUCAAGCUUCCUCAGAGUCUGCCUGCCAGCUUAUGUGGUAAGGAUGGCCACUGAAUCCAACCCUGAUGUUCGAAACCAGUAUCCAGAACACAUUAGCAACAUCAUCUCUCUCCUCCAGGACCUUGUAAGUGUCUUCCCUGCCAGCUCUGUGCAGGAAACUUCCAUGCUCAUUUCCCUCCUGCCAGCUUCUCUUAAUGCUUUGAGAGCCUCUGGUGUUGACAUAGAAGAGGAGACUGAGAAGAACUUGGAAAAGGUUCAUACCAUCAUCGAACAUUUGCAGGAAAAGAGGCGAGAGGACACUUUAAGAGUGGACACCUACACUUUAGUACAACCUAAGGCAGAAGACCAUGUUGACAGCUACCGGACCAUGCCCAUUUACCCUACCUACAAUGAGGUGCACUUGGAUGAGAAGCCAUUCCUUCGCCCCAACAUCAUUUCUGGAAAAUACGAGAGCACUGCAGUCUAUCUGGAUACUCACUUCCGAUUACUUCGAGAAGAUUUUGUCAGACCCUUACGAGAAGGCAUUUUGGAACUUCUCCAAAGCUUUGAAGACCAAGGCCUGAGGAAGAAAAAGUUUGAUGAUAUCCGAAUCUACUUUAAUACCAGGAUUAUCACCCCUGUGUGUUCAUCAUCAGGCAUUGUGUAUAAGGUACAGUUUGACACAAAACCACUGAAGUAUGUUCGCUGGCAGAAUUCCAAGCGAUUGCUCUAUGGGUCCUUGGUGUGCAUGUCCAAGGACAACUUUGAGACAUUUCUUUUUGCCACAGUGUCUAACCGGGAGCAGGAGGAUCUUUGCCGGGGAUUUGUCCAGCUCUGCUUCAAUGAACAGAGUCAACAGCUGCUAGCAGAAGUCCAGCCCUCUGACUCUUUCCUCAUGGUGGAGACAACUGCAUACUUUGAGGCCUAUAGGCAUGUCCUCGAAGGACUCCAGGAGAUCCAGGAGGAAGAUGUCCCCUUCCAAAGAAACAUUGUGGAGUGUGACUCUCAUGUGAGGGAACCAAGUUACUUGCUAAUGGGAGGCAGAUAUGAUUUCACUCCCUUAAUAACGAAUCCCUCAGCCACUGGGGAAUCUCUAAGGAAUGCCGAGGGCUUGAGACAUUCCAGAGUUAAUGUCUUAGACCUCAGCCAGUGGCCCUCCAAAGAAGCCCUGAAGCUGGAUGACUCCCAGAUGGAAGCUUUGCAUUUUGCUCUCACAAGGGAACUAGCUAUUAUUCAAGGACCUCCUGGAACAGGCAAAACUUAUGUGGGUCUAAAAAUUGUUCAGGCCCUUCUAACCAACGAUCCUGUUUGGCAAAUUAGCCGCCAGAACUUCCCCAUCUUGGUUGUGUGUUACACUAAUCAUGCUUUGGAUCAGUUUUUGGAAGGUAUCUAUAAGUGCCAGAAGCCCAGCAUCGUGCGCGUAGGCGGAAGGAGCAGCAGUGACAUCCUGAAGCAGUUCACCCUGCGGGAGCUGAGGAACAAGCGGGAAUUCCGCCGAAACCUCCCCAUGCACCUCCGAAGGGCCUACAUGAGUAUCAUGACACAAAUGAAGGAAUCAGAGCAAGAGUUGUGUAAAGGGGCCCAGACCCUGGAGUGCACCAUGCUAGGCAUAGUACAGGAACGACACCUGGAGAAGUACAUUUCCUCCCAGCAUUGGAAAAGCCUGAUUAAUGGGCCGAUACAGGAUAAUGAAUGGGUUUGCUUCCAAAGCUGGAAACAUUCCAUGAUGCUGGAGUGGCUGGGUCUGGGUGUCAUUUCUUUCACCCAAAGUAUUGCUCCAGCUGGACCUGAAAGCAUAGCCCAGGCAGAAGGGGAAGAGGAGGAGGAAGAAGGGGAAGAGGAGGGUUCUCUGAUUGAGAUCGCAGAGGAGGCUGACCUGAUCCAAGCAGACCGGGUGAUUGAGGAGGAAGAGGUGGUGCGGCCCCGGCGGCGGAAGAAGGAAGAGACUGGGGCAGUCCAGGAACUGGCUAAAGGGCUUCUGGCCAUGAGGAUAGAAAACUACGGCCCUGGGACAGCAGCUGGGCAGGAACAAGCCGCAGGAGAGUGGGAGACUCAGCGUAGCCAGAAAAAGAAAAUGAAGAAGAAAGUGAAGGAUGAGCUUCGCAAACUGAACGCCAUGACCGAGGCCAAGGCCAAUGAAAUCCAGGAUGUUUGGCAGCUGGACCUGAAUUCUCGCUGGCAGCUUUAUAGGCUGUGGCUACAGAGGUACCAGGCUGACACCCGCCGAAAGAUCCUCAGCUAUGAGCACCAGUACCACACAUCAGCAGAGAGAAUGGCAGAGCUGAGGCUUCAGGAAGAUCUGCACAUUCUAAAAGAUGCCCAGGUCAUAGGAAUGACGACCACAGGUGCUGCGAAAUAUCGCCAGAUUUUGCAGAAGGUAGAGCCUCGGAUUGUCAUUGUGGAAGAGGCUGCCGAAGUUCUUGAGGCCCACACCAUUGCCACAUUGAGCAAAGCUUGCCAGCAUCUCAUUCUGAUUGGGGACCACCAGCAGCUGCGCCCCAGUGCCAAUGUAUAUGAUCUGGCCAAGAAUUUCAACCUUGAGGUGUCCCUCUUUGAACGGCUGGUGAAAGUAAACAUUCCUUUUGUCCGUCUGAAUUACCAGCACCGCAUGCGCCCUGAAAUUGCCCGGCUAUUGACCCCUCACAUUUACCAGGAUCUGGAGAAUCAUCCCUCUGUUCUCAAAUAUGAGAAGAUUAAGGGGGUUUCUUCCAACCUUUUCUUUGUAGAACACAACUUUCCUGAACAGGAAAUUCAAGAAGGCAAAAGCCACCAGAACCAGCAUGAGGCUCACUUUGUAGUGGAGCUCUGCAAGUACUUCCUGUGCCAGGAAUACCUGCCCUCCCAGAUCACCAUCCUCACCACCUACACUGGGCAGCUGUUCUGUCUCCGCAGACUCAUGCCAGCUAAGACAUUUGCUGGUGUCAAGGUCCAUGUGGUAGACAAAUACCAAGGAGAAGAGAAUGACAUCAUUCUCCUCUCACUAGUGCGGAGCAAUCUGGAAGGCAAGGUGGGUUUUCUCCAGAUACCCAACCGCAUCUGUGUGGCCUUGUCCCGCGCCAAGAAGGGUAUGUACUGCAUUGGAAACAUGCAGAUGCUGGCCAAAGUUCCCUUGUGGAGCAAGAUUAUCCAUACCCUUCGAGAGAACAAUCAAAUUGGCCAAACUCUCCAGCUGUGCUGCCAGAACCACCCUGAUACCUACUCUUUAGUAUCCAAAGCUGCUGACUUCCAAAAAGUGCCCGAAGGAGGCUGUAGCCUACCCUGUGAGUUCCGACUGGGCUGUGGGCACGUCUGCACCCGUGCUUGCCACCCCUAUGACUCCUUGCACAAGGAGUUCCAGUGUAUGAAGCCAUGCCAGAAGGUCAUCUGCCAAGAUGGGCAUCGGUGCCCUCUUAUUUGCUUCCAGGAAUGUCAGCCUUGUCAGGUGAAGGUACCCAAAAUCAUUCUUCGAUGUGGCCAUGAACAAAUGGUCCCUUGUUCCAUGCGUGAAUCAGAAUUCUGCUGCCAAGAGCCUUGCCCCAAGUUUCUGAAAUGUGGGCACAGAUGCAGCAACCCUUGUGGUGAGAUGUGUGUGCGGUUGUGUUCAGAAAUGGUCACCGUGAAACUGAAGUGUGGGCACAAUCAACAAGUGAAGUGCGGUAAUGUGGAAGACAUCAUGUAUGGCCUACCAGUCAAGUGCACCACCAAGUGUGGUGCCGUCUUGGACUGUGGGCAUCCUUGCCCUGGCUCCUGCCACAGCUGCUUUGAAGGGCGCUUUCAUGAGCACUGUCAGCAGCCCUGCAAACGUCUGCUCAUCUGUUCACAUAAGUGCCAGGAGCCAUGCGUCGGCGAGUGCCCGCCCUGCCAGCGGACCUGUCAGAACCGCUGUGUCCACAGCCAAUGCAAGAAGAAAUGUGGGGAACUGUGCAGCCCCUGUGUAGAACCCUGUGUUUGGCGCUGCCAGCAUUACCGGUGCACCAAACUCUGCUCUGAGCCCUGCAACCGACCCCCAUGCCACGUGCCUUGUUCUAAGCCGCUGGCUUGUGGCCACCCUUGCAUUGGUUUGUGUGGGGAGCCAUGCCCUAAGAAGUGCCGUGUCUGCCACCAGGAGGAAGUCACCCAAAUCUUCUUUGGCUUUGAGGAUGAGCCUGAUGCCCGCUUUGUGCAGUUGGAAGACUGCAGCCACAUCUUUGAGGUGCAGGCCCUGGACCGCUACAUGAAUGAGCAGAAGGAUGAUGAAGUUGCCAUCAGGUUGAAAGUCUGCCCUAUCUGCCAGGUGCCCAUCCGCAAAAACCUGAGGUAUGGAACCAGCAUCAAACAGCGGCUGGAAGAGAUUGAAAUAGUUAAACAAAAGAUCCAGGGCUCAGCAGGAGAAAUUGCAACCAGCCGGGAACGUCUUAAGGCCCUACUGGAGGGGAAAAGCCUCCUUUCCCAGCUGCUUCCUGAAGACUUCCUAAUGUUAACAGAGAAACUGGGUCAGAAAAAUCUGUCAGUGAAGGACCUGAGCCUUGUAGAGAAUUACAUCAGCUUCUAUGAUCACUUGGCUGUACUGUAUGAUUUCCUGAAAAAGGUGGAUUUCUCAGAACAAGGGAAAGUGAGGACUCGACUAGACCAGGUCCAUGAGUGGCUAGCCAAGAAGCGUUUGAGCUUUACCAGCCAAGAAUUGAAUGACCUCCAAAGUGAAAUCCAGAGGCUCACAUACCUGGUGAACCUCCUGACCCGCUGCAAGAUGGCGAAGGGGAAAGUGAGUGGUACCAUAGCAGAAGAGAUCUGCAGUGUCCGCAAGCUCCUUGAGAGAACAUGUAAGUUCACCCAGGAAGAUGAAAAGCUUGUGCAAAAAAAAAUGGAAGCUCUGAAAGCCACCCUUCCCUGCUCUGGCCUGGGCAUCUCAGAGAAAGAGCGUGUACAGAUCGUCCAAGCCAUGGGUUUACCUCGUGGCCACUGGUUCAAAUGCCGCAAUGGCCACAUCUAUGUGAUUGGUGAUUGUGGAGGAGCCAUGCAGAGGGGCACAUGUCCUGAAUGUAAGGAAGUGAUUGGAGGCAUGAAUCAUACUCUGGAAAGUAGUAACCAGCUUGCUUCUGAGAUGGAUGGAGCUCAGCAUGCUGCCUGGUCCGAGACAGCCAACAACUUGAUGAACUUUGAAGAGAUCCAGAGGAUGAUGUAGGAAGAUGGCACACCGCUGUCUUUUGCCCUGGCCACUGUGAGGCUGGAGUUAUCUCCCUUAUGAAGGAACUGAAGUUUGUUGUGUGUGUGUGUUUUUUGUUGUUGUGUUUUUCUGGUUAAUCCUCACCUGAUGAUAUUUUUCCAUCAAUUUU
Messenger RNA from Molossus molossus (Pallas's mastiff bat), 6023 nucleotides. It is a transcript of the gene ZNFX1, whose product is annotated as zinc finger NFX1-type containing 1. The coding region runs from base 89 to 5872 and encodes 1927 amino acids. NCBI's taxonomy places the organism in Eukaryota, Metazoa, Chordata, Mammalia, Chiroptera, Molossidae. Gene Ontology annotation, cellular component: nuclear RNA-directed RNA polymerase complex; nucleus. Gene Ontology annotation, biological process: regulatory ncRNA-mediated heterochromatin formation. The transcript has 14 exons. Gene Ontology annotation, molecular function: helicase activity; zinc ion binding. The record is from RefSeq and is a predicted model, not a curated record.